AGCACAGUUUUGAUUUGCUUUCAAACCGCUCAAAUCACUCCCAGUGACAAUUUCAAGUGUUAAACAGAUUUUUUCUGAACCGAAUCCAUAAAAUAGUCCAAAACUAUUGGCAAGUUUUAACAAACGUUUGCGUUGUGUUAAAUCGAAGGCAAAAUAAAGCGUGUCUUUAUUUUGUGCUGCUGAGAAAAACACUGGUUUUUACGGCAUUUUUCUACGGAAUCUCUCGAUAAUGGUAUUUUGGCAAACAUACAUUUUCCCUCUUCUACUGCUUGCAUUCAGUGGCUUGGAUCUGAUUCGUUCGGAUUGCGGUACUGAUGUUGACCGAUUGAACGGCGGCUUUUGUGACGACUCAAGCAACUUAAGGCGCAUUGACAACCACAACGACAAGGAGAUUUCACGACGAUUCCGGGAUAUUGAACGCAGAGACGAACGUGUUGAUUUCCGACAACGAGUUGCACGCGAAGAACGCGAUGAAUUACACCGUGAAUUUGAUGUUCGGCGCGCGGACGAGUCAAGACGACGUUUCGAACGCGAGGAUGAACGACGCAACGACUUAAACCGACGAGAUGAACGAUCUGAACGGGAUGAGUUCGUUGGUCGACGAAGAGUCGAUGCAUUGAGACGUUAUGAUGAUGCUCGACGUGGGGACGAGUCAAGACGACGUUUCGAACGCGAGGAUGAACGACGCAACCACUUGAAUCGACGAGAUGAACGAUCUGAACGCGAUGGGUUUGUCAGCCGACGAAGAGUCGAUCGCGAAGAGCGUGAUGUAUCAAGACGUAGUGAUGAUGCACGCGUGCGUAGCCAAAGACGAUUCAAAACCGAUGAAGAGCGCACUAUUCGCAGAGAAAUCGAUGCAGCACGUCGUCGAUUGUCUGAGCGUGAUGAUACUCGCCGAAGUGGGCGAAUGGAAAAUGACCGACGUUUAGAUGGUGAACGAAGACGUUCGGAAGAUGAAAGUCGACUUGUCCGCCAUGAAUCAAGAACUGAACGGAUUGAAGAAGGCGCUCGUUUCGCUAAUGAACGACGAGAUGCCGAAGAACGUUUGUCCCGUCGAGAAAAUCGAGUUGAUGAAAACGUACGACGAAUGCAAACACGUGAAAUUCGUUUGAAUGACAACCGAUUGGAGGCUGAAAGACGCACAGAGAACGAACGACGAAAUGAACGAAUGGAUGGUGAAAGACGACGAGAAGUUCGAGACAACCGAAAUGAACGUAAUAUGCGUGAGGAACGCCAAGACCUAAGGGAAAUUCGCCGAGAAGAACGAAUGGACCGCGAAUCAUCCCGAAGAAGCAAUGAACGACGUGUCGAUAACAGGUUCGAGGCCGAACGCCGAAUGAAAAACGAACGGAGAGAUGCUCGAAGAGACACCCGAGUUGAUGCUGAAAGACGCGAAGUUCGAGCAAACUCUCGCUCAGAAGCAGAGCGUCGCAUGGAAAACCAACGACGAGACACUCCACGAGAAACCCGAACUGAUGCUGAAAGACGUGAAGCCCGAGCAAACUCUCGCUCUGAAGCAGAACGUCGCAUGGAAAACCAACGACGAGACACUCUACGAGAAACCCGAACUGAUGCUGAAAGACGCGAAGCCCGAGCAAACUCUCGCUCAGAAGCAGAGCGUCGCACGGAAAACCAACGACGAGACACUCUACUAGAAACCCGAACUGAUGCUGAAAGACGUGAAAUCCGUGUCUUGCGCAAAGAACGACUUUCAGACAUUCGACGCGAUGAACGUAAUGCUGUGAAUCGCCUCUCAAGACAAAUAUUCACUGUACCUGAAGAUGUAAUGGCAGCAGUUGAAAAACCAUCCCUUGUUUCAUCCGAUCUUGCUUGGCAAUUGAUUCAAUUGGCCGCUCUCGGUGCAAUCGCUUUUCACAUCAUCAAGAAGGACGAUUCAAUCAAACCAAAAAGCUUUGGAGACCAUUUCAAAGGACUUUUUGCCGGCAAAAGUGUCAAAGCUUUGUAAAUGGACAAUUACCAUUCAUGAACUGACCACUCAAAUGACAUUUGCUCACCGUAUCACACACAGUUUAUCUAUUUAAUCACUAAACAUUUUAACUCAAAGUUGCACUUCCUUUUUUUAUCGGAUUCAUUGGUUGGAGAGAGAGGAAAAACUUCACAUUACAUGGCUCAUAUUUUUGAAAGAAAAAAAAAGUUUUAAAAUUUUAUCUGUAGAAUGUAUUGUCGUGGCGCAAUUGAUGCAAAGAAGUGUCAAAAUGAUCGAAGAUUCGAUUGUGAUGUAAAAAUGCAACAACAACAAUAUUUGACGGGGAGAAAUUUUGGCGAAAAUAUUCUGUGUUGCUGUUUCGGUUCCCUUUCCCUUUUAAUCUUUCCUCUUUCCCAUUUGUCUUCUAUUUCUGUAAUGACCCGAUCUAUGAACCGUUGACCAUCAAUCUUUUUAAUGACACAAAACCAUGUUUUGGGUUUGAAUUCGCAGAAUAGUUAUUUUUUAUAAACAAAAAACACCUAAACUUCAUAAUCCCUUUCACUCUUUCAGAAGUUGAUCCCAACCAUAGCAACUCACUCUGCUAAUUUGAUAGUUUUGCUGCUGCUGUUCAUCAGCAUUGGUUCUAAAAGUCGCAAUAUUUUCUUCUAUCAUUACUUCCCAUAUUUUCGGCUUUGAUCUGAUUUCCAAAUUAAUCACCCACAUGAACUAAUCGGAAAACAGAAACAAUUUGCUGAAUCGAAAUACAUAAAUUUGAAAAAGCUGCUGCUAACUGCUAACUCAUGGCCAAAUCAAUCCAUGUUUAACUUCCAUUUCAAUCUGGCUAUCUUCUACUUUGAUAGCCAACAGAAGUGUUUAAGCUUUUGAGUUGACGUUCAAGCACAUAACCUCAAAACAAAUCUCUUCUUCAAUCAAAUAAACGUCACCUAACCCACAUCGAGCUCUCUUUUGAUUCUGCCCAAUUGUUCAAUUUUUUUAGAUUUUAUGUAUGUUUGUUAACAAAAAAAAAAUAAAUGUAACCAGUUUUUGAAAAUCUAAUAAAUAUUCUCUAUAUUUGUAUUGGUCUGCAUUAAAAA
Molecule: messenger RNA, 3021 nt
Organism: Sitodiplosis mosellana (orange wheat blossom midge)
Lineage: Eukaryota; Metazoa; Arthropoda; Insecta; Diptera; Cecidomyiidae
Product: trichohyalin-like
Exons: 5
Coding region: 230-1966 (578 amino acids)
Source: RefSeq, a predicted model, not a curated record